AUGACCACCACUUUGACCACCAACUUCGGCCUCGUCAGGGCUUUCAAUCGAGUGGGUGGAUGGGGUUUGGGCACUGCAGACUUGACCUUGAACAGAAACUCGGCGCAGCUACGAAUGACUGUAACCCUGGUACCCAUCACCUGGCGCCUAAACGAAACCAUGCUUGGGUCCAACCGCAAUGUGAGGCUGCGAGUAUUGAGUUCUUUUCCAAGGAGUCUUGACGCCCAUUGGUGGUACCCUCAAUCCGUCAUCAUGGAUCCGGAGACGGCUCGUCAUGAAAAUAGCCAGAAGCAAGCGGAAGACCAUACGACGAAACAAGGAUCCCCACAGACUCCCGCACUUAAGGACAAACUGGCCAGCGAGACCCAUUUGCGCCGCUUCACGGAGAAUGUAUUGGACUCCAGGCAACAGGAGAUUGAGAAUCGGGAAUCAGAAAAGGGCCAGCUUGCAGUAGAGGCGGAAACUCUCAGAAGACAACUUGCGGUCGCCCAGCGGCAGCUCGCAGAGGCUCAGGAUCAGAUCUUUCGUCUACAGCCUAGGAGAAGAGAUAUCACAGAAGCAGAGGCUAGAGAAGCCUACAAGAUCCUAGUUGGGAAUGUCCAGCGCUGGGUUGAAAACCGUGCUGCAUAUGCUAUUGAGGAUCUGGAAAUUGGCCGCCUUGCUGCCAGAGCAUCCUCUCCAGAAGGGCUGCGACUCGUUUCUCUUCUCAGGGAACAGUCAAGACGAUGCUUAAAUGUUACGCAGUCUGACGAAUUUCACAUCACUGGGGUCAUCAUGAACUAUCUCCACGUUACUCUGUUCUCAAAGUCCUUUUAUUGUCCUCUCGAUGAUACGGAAGGUGACGGAACGUCGAGAUGGGUUGAUGAUCUCGAGAAUACUAUGUCCCGACUGCCAAGAGAUACAGCUCAUUGUAGGGAAUGGAGAAGCGAGACGCUGACUGCCUUGACUCACCAACCAUCUUUCAGAACGCGCCGGCAAAGAUUUCUGAAUUUUGUUGUUGACGAUCUGACAACUUUACUCUCAAUAAUUGCCCCGAAAAGUCCUCCCGCUGAACUGCAUAGUUCUGUUCGUCGAAGCAUUGUAGAACCUGCAGCAGAUCUCGCUCAUCAGCUUCACCUGGCGCCCAGUGUAUUUUCAUUGAAGUGGCCUGCUCGCACAGCUGCGACGAGGUUGGAGGUUUACCAAUGCUUGAAUCUGGCGAAUGGAGGAGCAAUUCUUGACUUGAGUGGAACAAAGGCAGCUUCUCAAGCACGCCGCGGUGUCAUAUAUCUCUUUGAUAUAGCUCCCGGGCUUUUCGUCGAGAGAGUCGAGGGUGGUAGAAAGCUCGGGCUGAAAGCAAUUGUUAAACCCACAGUUCUCGUCACCAACUCUGGUGGGGAUGUGCUCCAGGGCCCAACAAUAAUGAGUUUCCUAUGGAAUAAUACGCCAACUUCUCAAGGAACCAGUCGAAGCUCAUCAAGAGCAUCAAGUUCAAGGAGGCCAGCUGGAUCUGUCAUAUCGGCAUCAAGCAGACAAAGAUAUUAG
This is a messenger RNA of Fusarium oxysporum Fo47, 1524 nucleotides long. RefSeq lists its product as uncharacterized. NCBI's taxonomy places the organism in Eukaryota, Fungi, Ascomycota, Sordariomycetes, Hypocreales, Nectriaceae. Bases 1 to 1524 code for a protein of 507 amino acids. The transcript has 5 exons. The record is from RefSeq and is a predicted model, not a curated record.